AUGACGAGCACAUUUUUCUAUGAUGAUGAAAUGCUGCUUCUAAAACAAGAUAAUGAUGUCAGUGAAGGAAUGUUGCUUCAACAACAAGAUAAUGUUCAGCCUAUAAGUGUGGAUACCACUCAUUUAUGGUCGACCGAUCAGAUAUUUGAAACUGUUGAUGACCUUAAACAAUGGGCUAAGAAUGUUGGGAAGGACAAUGGAUAUGCGAUUGUGACUGGAAGGUCUGAUUAUUCCAGAAAAGGUGGAAAUAUGUAUAUUGUUCUGCGGUGCUCGAAGCAUGGUGUGUACAUCCCGUACAAGGACCCUAAGUCCUUCAAGUACAACUCCACCGGAUCACAAAAAUGUGAUUGUCCUUUUAAACUUAAAGGACGACCUACGGAGGGUGAUAAAAAUUGGUGGCUGAAAGUGUUGGAAGGGGUACACAACCAUGAACCAGCUAGAUCUUUGGUUGGCCAUUCCUAUGCUGGUCGACUAACAGAAGAAGAGAAGGUUCAAGUCGACAGCAUGAAUAACAAUUGGGUCCCACCGAGACACAUGUUGGCCACUUUGAAGGAAAAUAAUCCGGGUAACUUGUCUACCAUCACUCAAGUGUAUAAUCGCAUCAAAAAAGUUAAAGAAUUAGACCGCGGGCCACUUACAGAGAUGCAAUAUUUGCUGAAGAAGUUGGCAGAAGCCAACUAUGUUCACUUUGAAAGACAUGAAGAAGAUUCGGGUGUCAUUAUGGAACUUUUCUGGGCUCAUCCUAAUGCUAUUAAACUCUUCAACACAUUCCCUCACGUGGUAAUCAUGGAUUGCACAUACAAGACAAACAAAUUUCAAAUUCCAUUGCUUGAAAUGGUUGGCCUCACUUCUACUGGUCUGACUUACUCCAUUGCAUUUUGCUACAUGACUCGUGAGCGCACACCUGACUAUGUUUGGGCCUUGGAGUGCAUGAAAUCUCUACUUGCUGACCCUGCCCGAUUACCUGGAGUGAUUGUGACUGAUAGGGAAUUGGCUUUACUCAGUGCUGUUCGGAAUAUUUUUCCUGAGGCUACCCAUUUACUAUGCCUAUUCCACAUAAACAAGAAUGUUGAGGCAAAGUGCAAAUUGUGGGUUGACACAACGGAUUUUAAAGCCUUAGUGAUGCAAAAGUGGAAUGAAGUGGUAUAUGCGGAAACAACUACACAAUUUGAGGAGGAAUGGAGCGACAUGUGUGAUAUGUGUAAGGAUCAUCCAAGGUUCACAUCGUACAUUUAUGACACUUGGUUGGUUCACAAGGAGAAAUUUGUGAAGGCAUGGACAAACAGAGUGAAGCAUUUUGGAACGACAACAAGUAACAGGGCUGAAAGUGCACAUGCAAGCUUGAAGAAGAUGCUUAGGAACGGCAAGGGUAACCUGUGCGAUUCAUGGGAAGCAAUUGAUAGGUUGACCAUUGUACGCCACAAUGCAAUACAAGCAUCGUUUGAGCGCAGUAUUAACAUUGUAGAGCACCGUUUCAAGUCUCCAAUGUAUAAGAAUAUGAGAGGAUUCGUUGCUAAACAUGCACUUCACCUAAUGUAUGAUGAACAAAACAGAUUUUGGGGUCAUGGUGAGAAAUGCGGUUGCGUGAUGAAAGUCACUCAUGGACUACCUUGCGCUUGUGCACUUCAGAGUAUGGCCUCAAUUCCGUAUGCAGCAGUUGAUCCAUUCUGGAAGAUACUUUCUUAG
Molecule: messenger RNA, 1686 nt
Organism: Lotus japonicus
Lineage: Eukaryota; Viridiplantae; Streptophyta; Magnoliopsida; Fabales; Fabaceae
Product: PKS-NRPS hybrid synthetase cheA-like
Exons: 3
Coding region: 1-1686 (561 amino acids)
Molecular function (GO): DNA-binding transcription factor activity, RNA polymerase II-specific
Source: RefSeq, a predicted model, not a curated record